This is a messenger RNA of Kogia breviceps (pygmy sperm whale), 584 nucleotides long. RefSeq names its product dynein light chain Tctex-type family member 5 (gene DYNLT5). Gene Ontology annotation, biological process: microtubule-based movement. NCBI's taxonomy places the organism in Eukaryota, Metazoa, Chordata, Mammalia, Artiodactyla, Physeteridae. The record is from RefSeq and is a predicted model, not a curated record. Gene Ontology annotation, cellular component: cytoplasmic dynein complex; cytoplasm. Gene Ontology annotation, molecular function: dynein intermediate chain binding.
CCCCCGGCCGAGUCGCGUCUGCAUCUCCAGCACAGCCUUAGGUUAUGAUGAUGUCAGACGUUGCUAAAGACAGAACAGCUCAUUUACUGAAGAAGAGGGGCAGUGUGUCUUCUUUAAGUAGCCAUGAGUCCCGGCGGAAAGAGCCUCGUGGGCGCACCAAAAACUCUCUGAGUACAGUGUCUUAUACGCGUGAACCUAGCCAGCGUGAAGAUGCCUCUCACCUCGCAGUUCAGAUGGAAAACACCUACCAACUGGGUCCUACCAAACAUUUUCCAGUUGUCAUUGUCAAUCAUAUUCUGAAAGAUGUGUUAACUAACUACCUACAAGAAGAAAAUUAUGAACCAGAGCUCUGUAGACAGAUGACUAAAACGAUUUCUGAGGUUAUUAAAGCCCAGGUCAAGGACUUGAUGAUUCCACGAUAUAAGCUAAUUGUGAUGGUUCACAUUGGACAACUGACUGGCCAGAGCAUACUGAUUGGAAGCAGAUGCCUCUGGGAUCCUAAAAAUGAUACCUUUGCAUCUUACAUUUUCAGAAAUUCUUCUCUCUUUGCUCUUGCAAAUGUCUACACAGUUUACUUUGAGUGA